This is a messenger RNA of Symbiodinium natans, 717 nucleotides long. NCBI's taxonomy places the organism in Eukaryota, Dinophyceae, Suessiales, Symbiodiniaceae. The record is from the annotation of a GenBank genome assembly.
AUGGGCAGGAACCCUGACAUGUGGUACCAGCGUGGCCUUGAGAAAGGCAAAGAGGACGGCUACAAGUUGGGCUGGGACGAAGGCAACAAGCAUGGCCACGACAAGGGCUACGCAGAUGGACUCCAGAGAGGUUGGUGGAAAGGCUACAACAAGAGGAAGGACGAGGAGGAUGGCAGGUUGGAUUUACCGUGGCGUACAGGGCCGCGUCCAUGGAAUCGUGCGCCGGACGACGGCCAGGACGGCAAGGGCCAGGACGGCAAGGGCAAGGGCAAAGGUGCAGGCAAGCCCUCGAAGCCCGACGACGCAGCGAGAAAGGCCGUGGCCGUCAAGACCGACGCAGCCGUUGCAAAAGCCAGGACCUCUAUGGUGGAAGUUAUGAAUUUGGUGCAGACGGCCGCCGACGCUAAGCGGAAGGAAGCAGACCAGAAGGCGGCCAACAAGGAGAAGAAAGAACGGGAAGCAGCCCAGAAGAGCGUCGACAAGGAGAGGAAGACCGUCGACAAGAAGAACGAAAAGGAGAGGCAGACCGUUGACAAGAAGAACGAUAGAAAGGAGACCGCGUCAGCUUCAGAUUCAAUGUCAAAGACAAAACAAGCCAAGGAAGCAGCCCAGCAGGCCGUCGACAAGGAGAAGAAAGGGGAACCAGCCCAGAAGACCGUCCAGAAGGAGAGGAAGACCGUCGACAAGAAGAAGGCCCCGCCCGAGUCCGCCGACAAG